AUGACAUUAAGCUUCUUCGAUCAAUUUAUAAGUCCCACCCUGCUAGGUAUUCCACUGAUUGCUCUGGCACUCACACUGCCCUGAGUCCUAUUUCCCCAACCCUCAACACGGUGAAUAAAUAAUCGCCUCUUAACCCUCCAAAACUGAUUUAUUUCCCGCUUUACCCAACAGAUUUUUCAACCAAUUAAUCUCCCCGGCCACAAGUGAGCCCUUAUUCUAACCUCUUUAAUGCUAUUCCUUAUUUCCCUAAAUAUACUAGGACUCCUUCCAUAUACUUUUACACCUACCACCCAGCUAUCCCUUAAUAUGGCCUUAGCCGUACCCCUCUGACUUGCCACCGUUAUUAUUGGUAUGCGCACCCAGCCAACGCAUGCCCUAGGACACCUCCUCCCAGAAGGCACCCCCACACUGCUGAUUCCCGUACUAAUUAUCAUUGAAACCAUUAGCCUAUUUAUUCGACCUCUAGCCCUUGGAGUCCGGCUUACGGCCAAUUUAACUGCAGGGCACCUACUAAUUCAACUCAUUGCUACUGCUGCCUUCGUCCUUCUCCCAAUUAUACCUACCACAGCCAUUCUUACUUCCAUCCUUCUUCUCCUACUUACUCUCCUGGAAGUUGCCGUAGCUAUAAUUCAGGCCUACGUAUUUGUCCUUCUCUUAAGCCUCUACCUACAAGAAAACGUCUAA
Messenger RNA from Cyprinodon variegatus (sheepshead minnow), 684 nucleotides. The record is from the annotation of a RefSeq genome assembly. NCBI's taxonomy places the organism in Eukaryota, Metazoa, Chordata, Actinopteri, Cyprinodontiformes, Cyprinodontidae.